This is a messenger RNA of Medioppia subpectinata, 429 nucleotides long. The record is from the annotation of a GenBank genome assembly. NCBI's taxonomy places the organism in Eukaryota, Metazoa, Arthropoda, Arachnida, Sarcoptiformes, Oppiidae.
GCCGUAAUGUCUGUCAAAGAGGCAAUACUCUGACCGCUAUUAUCGGUUUCAUAGUGUUUGACAAUAACUGAAUUCCAUUGAAUUGACGGACGAUUUUGUGUCAACGAAAAUAUGAGUAUUGGAGAGAAGAUGAAGAGGAAUACGGAUGGCGUCCAAACCAAUACAGUUUUAUUGAAACACUCGUACCACUCAUCCGGACUUCUCAUACGUGUUUAUACAUACAAUCAUCCAUUCAUAUCUCGUGCACACAUCAGAGGUCCACUCAUACCGGGACUUCCCAUCCGUUCACUCGCACCACAACCUCUUAACACAUCCGACAUUCCGACGGUAGACCUCGUCGUCUCCCAGACGUUGGUCACCAAAUACCGUCCGACGGGUCGUCAAGAGUUCACCGCAGCGAACGCGAGCCCGAAUUCCGUCACAAAAUAA